Molecule: messenger RNA, 2745 nt
Organism: Cottoperca gobio
Lineage: Eukaryota; Metazoa; Chordata; Actinopteri; Perciformes; Bovichtidae
Gene: ncaldb
Product: neurocalcin delta b
Exons: 4
Coding region: 274-852 (192 amino acids)
Biological process (GO): calcium-mediated signaling
Molecular function (GO): tubulin binding; actin binding; calcium ion binding
Source: RefSeq, a predicted model, not a curated record
UCACGGCGAGAGGCUGCACGGCUGAGCGGAGUAUGUGCAGCGGAACAAGCCUGCGAGAGUUUGCACUGAUAGCAAGCCGGGAAACUGCAGCUCCUGAGUGGCUCCUGCUGCAACCUGUUGCCCCCCUUUGUCUCUGAAACGUAUUACUCCGGUGACACGAGGUAAUGGACUAUUAGAGAGACCUUUAACAGGCCCCCCACAGCAACUUAAAAGUGAGCAGUCUAAAUCGCCGCUGCCCUCACAUCCCCCAUAGCCUAAACAGAAGCAGCGACCAUGGGCAAACAGAACAGCAAGCUCCGUCCUGACGUCAUGCAGGACCUGAUGGAGAACACAGACUUCACCGAGCAUGAGAUCAUGGAGUGGUACAAGGGCUUCUUGCGGGACUGCCCGAGCGGCGCGCUCUCCAUGGACGAAUUCAAGAAGAUCUACGCCAACUUCUUCCCUUACGGAGACGCCUCCAAGUUCGCCGAACAUGUCUUCCGCACGUUUGACGCCAAUGGAGAUGGGACUAUAGACUUCAGGGAGUUCAUCAUCGCCCUGAGUGUGACCUCUCGUGGUCGGCUGGACCAGAAGCUAAAGUGGGCUUUCAGUAUGUACGAUCUGGACGGAAAUGGAUACAUUAGCAAGGCAGAGAUGCUGGAGAUUGUAACGGCUAUUUACAAGAUGGUUUCCUCUGUGAUGAAGAUGCCCGAGGAUGAGUCCACACCAGAAAAACGCACAGACAAAAUCUUCAGGCAGAUGGACACAAAUCGAGAUGGUAAACUUUCCCUUGAGGAGUUUGUUGAGGGAGCGAAGAACGACCCCUCCAUCGUCCGGCUGCUUCAGUGUGAUCCCAGCAGUGCUGGGCAAUAGAAAACUGGACUCUUUCCCCUUCGCUAUUUUUGAUUAAUUUAGCACAUUUUCAAAAUCUCUCUCAGCUGACCCACCUGAGAUGGUUGACAUUUGAUCACUUGAGCUGUAGAGGCACAUCCACACACACACACACUCACGCAGACAACAUGCAACUGUACAUACCACAAAUACCAAAGCCUGCUGCAUAUAUAAUCUUUCAGACGCCCACAUGCACAUACUGUACAUGUGCCUCUAUGCCUGAUCAAAAUCUGCAGACAACACAGAUCUCAUACGGUACAAAUAUAACUCGAAGGACUGAUAUUCCAUCAAAGACUUGUUAAACACUGAAUCAAAGUUGUGCUAUCUCUGUCUGAGAAGACGGUCGGCGAGGAUAGUCCAACAGAUUUGUGCGGUACAUUGAGCCGACUCCAAGUUUAUUUUUAUUCUUUUAAAGCAUGAUUCCUUAUUUAAAGGGAAUUAUGCUCAUUGUGUUCACUUUUAACUGACUAGGGUUGUUGAGUGAGGAUUUUCACAAAGUAUUGCUAUCUAGCUCCAUGUUAACACUGGAAGAAAUGAAGUAAAUGAGUCUGGGAUGACAAGUGUUCACAGCUUCCAGUAUGGCUUAUGUAGACAGGAGAUCUGGGACAUUCAGUUUUAAACUAACAAUAGAAACAUUUAAGAAGGGAUGAAAGCUGAUUUUUUUUUUUUUUCAAUGUAUAUUUUGGAGGAAUGUUACAUCAAACCAAAACUGACUCUAAAUGAAGGAGAAUAUUUUGACUUCAGAUUAUAACCAGCUGUUCUUUUGAAAGUGACUUUUUAUUCCAAGUUCUGUGUCCUCUCACACACACACACACACACAAGUUAGAUGUUAUAUGAAUAUAUAGUAUGUUACUUAUAUAUUCUUUUUCUCUGUGAUCACAUUGCGGCAAUUUGCUGCAAUGGAAGAAAUUAAUUUAACAAUUUUGACGUAUAAAUUAUUGGAAUGUGAUUUAAAACAUUUUAAUUUACUUGACGAAUAUGAAAGAAAGUUGUACAGUAUAUUUACUCAUAUUUAUGGUAGAUAUGUUAAAAAAGAGGGGACCGCACAUAUUUCAAUGCAUUAAGCUUUGAAUAUCCACAGCUGCAUUUAGUUUGUGUAGGUUUUUUUUUCCCCAUUUGAGAGAAAAUAGCUACAGAUCUGUUUGAUCCCAAGCCCGCCCCUCUACUGACAUCAUAUUUCCCAGGAAGCCAGUACACAUUAUCAAGAUUUUCUAGUACUGUGUAAACAAUGAUAUACUCAUCAUUAAAGUGCAACAGUAACAAUUGCAAAACUCAAGUUUUGUACAAAUGUGACUUUACAUCUCUUGAAUGUGCACCAUAAAUUUAAAUACAAAUGUUUUAUUGUAAUUGCAAGAUUUGAGUGAUGAUGGAAAUUAGAGAUAUUUUUCUGACUAUGACACACAACUAAACAGAAGAAAGCAGUUACGUUAGUAGCGAGUAACUGCAGCAUACAACAAACCUCACUGUUUUUGCAGAAUUUACUGAAAGCUUUACUGCUUCCAUUCUGCUGGAUUUUCACCUGCCUAUAUCUGACAUUCUGAAAACUCCAAAAUAUGUGUUUAGUCUGAAAAGGUUGAUGAAUGAUGACUUUGGGAGAAAAAUAAAUAGUUGAUAAAUUCUCUGCACAUUUCAAGUAGGUGAUCAUCAGGUAUGUCAGUCUGACAUUUCACUUCAAUAGCAUCUUGUGGUCAAGUGCCAAAUAUAGAUGAAGAAAAGAAAAAAAACACAGUAUUGUAUCCAUUUAUACUGUACAGUUACCUGUCGAACAUAAAAACUGUCACUAUCAUUUUGUAGAUUUUGUAUUGUUAACUUGCAUUAUGUGUUCUGUGUAGGUUGUCCAUUUUGUUAUUCAAAUAAAGACAAAGUGGGAAAAUG